ACAACAAAUACUCGCCUAAGGCAUGUAUAAAAAGCAUAAAGGGCUUUAAAUUACAAGCCUGCAUGCGUGAAGCAUGUGUGAGAGGUGGUCCACAGCUCAAACGACUCAAAGUUGAAGCGAAUAUUCAUGGUCCUGUCUUUCAUUCAACAUAUAGCUGUUGCUUAACCCUAAACAAAAUUUACGUCAUGUUUUUUUUUAAUUUCACCAGAAAGACAAGAGGCAAAAAUACGAUUCAGCGAGUUUAACACGGAUAUGAAUAAUCUUUAUGAAACAGAAGGGAACGUAUUCAUCUGAGCACAGCAAAGCUCAGAGUGAGUAAUUCCCUUUCACAUGAUCGAGGCUUACGUGGAAACCCAUGUUGUGCGCUGGUUCAGAAGGUGAAAUCCUAUGCCUUACUUUACAGUAGGCGCUACAGUGCUAUUGUGCGGGACGUCAGUCCGACUGACACACUUGUUUUGCGCAACAAAAGUCACCUGGGAGUCGCAGCAUUUCAAAUUCAAGGAGAAGGGCUUCACACGAGCUUGGUGCAGCCAUGGUAGACAUGCAGAUGCCAAUUUGGCCGGUGAGCUUUGGGCUUAAUCCUAUGGAUUUGGCAGAAUUGGAUGAGCACUCCCACCAAUUUGACCUCAAGCCCUACACAACCGUGGAUUAUGCCAGCAUUUCCAGCCCACCAUAUGAUGGAAGUCCCCCCCAGAGGAUUGAACUGACAACUCUGGACUGCAAAUAUGACUGCAAAGUGCAGGACUACCAAAACACAAUAAAGCUUGAACCCCCAUCUCCACCGCAAUACUCAGAGAAGGGAUUUCUCUACCCCAAACUGCUCGAUGAUCCCACCGGCUCCACGUUGUCAAUUGAGUGCAGGGUAUGUGGCGACAAGGCCUCAGGUUUCCAUUACGGUGUCCAUGCCUGUGAAGGAUGCAAGGGUUUCUUCCGCCGAACAAUCCGCUUGAAGUUGGUUUAUGACAGGUGUGAUCUGCACUGUCGCAUUCACAAGAAGAGUCGCAACAAGUGUCAGUACUGCAGGUUCCAGAAAUGUCUCAUGGUCGGCAUGUCACAUAAUGCUAUUCGAUUUGGUCGAAUGCCUCAAGCUGAGAAAGAGAAGCUGUUAGCGGAGAUCUCCAGUGAUAUUGAGCAGAUGAAUCCAGAGUGUGCAGACCUCAGGGCUUUGGCCAAGCACUUGUACGACUCAUACCUCAAGUCCUUCUCUCUAACUAAAGCUAAGGCGAGAGCCAUACUGACUGGAAAGACUGGAGAGAAAGCCCCUUUUGUCAUCUAUGAUAUGAACUCACUGAUGACUGGUCAACAGUUUGUCAGUUACAAGCAAAAUUCAGUCCCAGGUCAGGGGCAAGAACAAAACAAGGAAGUGGAGAUCCAACUAUUCCAGCGCUGUCAGUUUCGUUCUGUAGAGGCAGUCAGAGAAAUCACAGAGUUUGCCAAAAGCAUUCCGGGUUUCAUCGGCUUGGACCUCAAUGACCAGGUGACUCUGCUGAAGUACGGCGUGCACGAGGUCAUCUUCAGCACGUUGGCCUCACUGAUGAAUAAGGAUGGGGUCCUCAUCUCUGACGGUCAGGGUUUCAUGACUCGUGAGUUCCUCAAGAGCCUACGCAAGCCAUUCUGUGAGCUCAUGGAGCCCAAGUUUGAAUUUUCUGUCAAGUUCAACUCCUUGGAGCUGGAUGACAGUGACCUGGCUGUCUUUAUAGCCGUGAUUAUUCUCAGUGGAGAUCGCCCAGGUCUUGUAAAUGUGAAGCCCAUUGAGGACCUACAAGACAACAUGCUGCAAGCCCUGGAGCUGCAGUUGAAGAUGAACCACCCUGAUGCACCCCACCUCUUCGCCAAACUGCUGCAGAAAAUGACGGACCUGCGGCAGAUUGUGACUGAGCAUGUGCAGCUUCUGCAGCUGCUCAAGAAAACUGAACUGGAAAUGAACAUUCACCCACUGCUCCAGGAGAUCAUGAAGGACCUGUACUAGGCAAAUGCAUCAAGACCACCCACCAACCCACUAAUUCAGCUGCCUUGGCUUCUUUUUUUACACAUUGCACUGUCAUCAUGUGGGAAACUGUGAAAGCUGAACAACGUUUUUAUACACAAGCAGAACCUUCUUUUACUCUACACAUCCCACUUGAAUUAGAACUUGAACAAAACGUGAAAUGGCGCAAAUCACCAAAUAAUUUAUCUUUCCUGUGGUUUUUAUACAUAUUUUAUGUGCAAAUUAAAUGAGCUCACCUG
Erpetoichthys calabaricus (reedfish) is the source of this 2226-nucleotide messenger RNA. RefSeq names its product peroxisome proliferator-activated receptor gamma-like. The record is from RefSeq and is a predicted model, not a curated record. Gene Ontology annotation, cellular component: nucleus. Bases 533 to 1969 code for a protein of 478 amino acids. The transcript has 7 exons. Lineage: Eukaryota; Metazoa; Chordata; Cladistia; Polypteriformes; Polypteridae. Gene Ontology annotation, biological process: cell differentiation; regulation of lipid metabolic process; negative regulation of transcription by RNA polymerase II. Gene Ontology annotation, molecular function: zinc ion binding; nuclear receptor activity; RNA polymerase II cis-regulatory region sequence-specific DNA binding.